UUAUUUUUCUUGUCUAGAUAUCAGCCCCGUUUCUCACACUGCCCCAACGAGUCUCUCUCUCUCUCUCUCUCUCUCUCUCUCUCUCUUUUCUUCUCUCCAUCUCUCUCAAGUUGCAACAAACUUUCUCUGACUGAGUUCCAUUGUUAUCUUCCUCUAGCUUUUGUUUCUCUUACACACACUCCCCCAUACCCUUUGUUCUUCAAUCAUGGCUGCUCUAGUGCUUGCAGUGCUCAUUCUGGCCAUGACUGGCCGCUCAAGUGCCACAUGGUGUGUUUGCAAGGAUAAUGUGGGUGAUGCAUCCUUGCAAAAGACUUUGGACUACGCUUGUGGAGCUGGGGCUGACUGUAACGCUAUCCAUUCGAACGGGCCUUGUUUCAACCCUAACACUGUUAAGGCUCAUUGCAAUUAUGCUGUCAACAGCUAUUUCCAAAAAAAGGGCCAAGGUCAAGGCUCAUGUGAUUUUGCUGGCACUGCCACUGUCACUGCAUCUGACCCUAGCUCUACUGGCUGUGCUUACCCAUCUAGUGUCAGUGCCGCAAGCAGCACAACACCAACCACUCCCGUCACAACAACUACUCCAUCAACCACCACACCCUCAACCAUGAACCCAAGCACUAACACCCCCACAAGCACAACACCAUACGGUACGACAACACCUACUGGAGUGUUAGGCGGAGUUGGCACAGGCUUAGGCCCUUCCGGAGCUGGGAUCAACACAGACUACAGUGAUGGAGGAUAUCGGCUCCAAGGCUUGUCUUUCUUCACAACCCUCUUGUUUUCAGGCUUGAUGCUAUUGUUGGGUUGAAAAAACAAAAACAGCAAGUGGAUUGUGGUGGUAGUGGGGUAAGGGUGGUCAGUGGUUAUGCUGGAUUUCAAUGUGCAUAAGUCGGUACCCAUGUGAUUCUGCUGUUGUUUAUCUAAGGACAUGUUGGCUAAGUUUUUUGUUACUUUCUUCUUCUUCUUCCCCUCCUUACAUGAGCAUGGAGAUGGGCUUUUCUUUAUUCCUUUUAAACCAUGGUUUUGUGGUGACGGAUGUAGUGUUAUCUACCUUUUUCACGUUUUUAUGUACAUCUAGAUCUAGAAUUCAGUGAAUUAUUAUUUUGAAGAGAAUAUGGCACCACAACAUCAUCCUCAUUGGUAGCACUUGAGAACCUGGUUUAUCUUUUAAAAUUCCUUGGAUUUGUCCUUCUGUUCUUUGCUCAUAUCUGCUUCGGUGUCAUCUUGUUUGUCUUCUUUCUCAAAUUUCAAUGUUGGGGAACUG
Messenger RNA from Theobroma cacao (cacao), 1261 nucleotides. Lineage: Eukaryota; Viridiplantae; Streptophyta; Magnoliopsida; Malvales; Malvaceae. The record is from RefSeq and is a predicted model, not a curated record.